CCGCGUUCGUCGAAAGAGCUCGAGUCGGAGAAGGCUCGGGGCGACGCUUUCACGUGGCAGAUAACGCUCGAGAACAGAGCGGGCGCUCUGUCGGCAAUGGCCAGCUUUCUCGCCCAUUGCGACAAAUUAGCCACCGAUGAAGUGAACCGACGACUACUCACACCAAUCGAGUCGGCGCUCACAAUGUUGGCCGCUUUGGGUCCUGUGUUCAAGAGUUACGGCCCGUCUGUUAAGGCGAGCGCUGCGAUGGUUAGACUCAGACUCUACGAAACGCUACUUCUAUUACCGCCGCAAUCGUACGACAAUUGCUAUACAAAUCUGUUGAGACUAUUAGUAUCGGAGUUUACGCUAACCGAAAACGUGGCCAACACUACGAGCUCAUUGUUGAGGAGUUUUUGUCACUCGGAUGACGACACUAUACUCGGCUCAUGGCUUCAGGAGACCGACCACAAGGCUAUUGAGGAUCAGGUAUUGAAAAGUUUGCAGCCGAACAGCAGUUCCAGUUCUGGUGCUAUAGAACACGACACGACACAUCUCUAUAAGACACUACCGAAUGACAUCGCAUUUCCCGGUCCUUACCCUUUGGGAGUCGCCGUUAUAGACAAGUCUGCGCUCGUCUUUUCCAAUGUGUUCCCAUACGUGGCGAUCAAACAUCGCAUUCAAAUGUUAAAGCAUUUCAAUGAGUGUAUUAAACACGCGAAGGCCGCCCGACAGGAGGCCAUACAAAUCAAUAUAUUGACCGCCAUUUUGGGCGCUCUUAAGAUUUUGGCCGAAAAUAAGAUGAGUUUGGGAACCGAUGAGGUGAAGAAACUGGUGGUUAACCUAACGCUGAACACAAUGAGUCACGCGAACCCAUUGUUACGAUGCGCGUCGGCCGAGGGCUUAGGCCGUUGCGGACAAGUGAUAAGUGACGGCCGAUUCGUCGCAGAGAUGGCUCAACAGUGUUUCGAUAAGUUAAAGAGCGCGAGGGAUGCGCUCUCCAGGACUGGCCAUUCCCUCGCUUUGGGUUGUAUUCAUCGAUAUGUCGGCGGUUUGGGUUCGAGUCAACACUUGAACACAAGUAUUAGCAUUUUGUUGGCGUUGGCUCAGGACAUGUCCAACGCCACGGUCCAGGUCUGGGCUCUGCACGCGUUGACUCUGAUUGCCGACUCCGGCGGACCGAUGUUCCGCUCAUAUGUUGAGCCCACGCUAUCUCACUGUCUGAAACUCUUGCUUCAAGUGCCGAUGUCUUACUGCGAUGUCCAUCAAUGUAUCGGAAAGUGUUUGUCUGCAAUGAUCACCACAAUAGGUCCCGAACUUCAGACAAAUACCAACUCGAUCUGCGCGACGAGAUCUUCGUUACUGAUAGCGUGCGCUAUAAUGCAAGAAAACGACGACUUCUUGGUUCAGGCGGAAGCCAUCGGAUGUCUGCAACAGUUGCAUAUGUUUGCGCCCAAACACGUGAACCUCUCCUCUUUAGUACCGGUUCUUUGCGAAGCCAUACGGAGUCCACACCUUAUGUUAAGACGCGCUUCAGUGAUGUGUUUGCAUCAGUUGUCGCAAAGAGAAGCGAAAGAAGUCUCAGAACACGUCUAUCUGUGGACUAAAGACUCAAAGAAUGAUAAUUUAAAGAAAUUGUUUAACAGCUCAGUAGUGGGCGAUCACGGGUUGUCCGGAAUGUUGGUCUCGAUGUUGGACUACGAGAAGGACGACAUAACUGUUAAUAAUAUUCAUAAAAUAGUUCAAAGUUUGGUCCAAACUCUGGGAUCCGAUCAUUUGUUCCAAUGGUUGAGUCUGUGUAGAGAAGUGUUGACAGCAGCCGAUCCUAAUUCGGCACUUCCUUCGCCCGAUAAAGACAUGGAUGGAGACAAUGACGAGAUGGUGGACGUGGAGGAGAGGUUUAAAGCGAGUGAAGAGCCGUCAACACAUCCGCCAAUAUCUCCGCGAUGGCUGACCAGAGUAUUCACAACACAGACAUUGUGUCGAAUAAUCAAUUCGUGCGAAAACGCCGCCAAUAGUGGCACACAUUUUGACCUCUCGAUCGCUCGCGAGAGACGCGCCGUUACGGGCGGUGCCGAAGAUUUUCUUGCACUCCAUUUGUCUGAUUUAAUACGAAUGGCAUUUAUGGCCGCGACGUCUGAUAGCGACGCUCUUCGUAUGGAAGGCUUGAAAGCGCUGCAACUUAUUAUCGAUAAGUUCUCGAAAGUACCCGAACCUGAAUUCCCGGAUCACGUGAUACUCGAACAAUAUCAGGCACAAGUGGGCGCCGCNCGACUACCCGAACCUGAAUUCCCGGAUCACGUGAUACUCGAACAAUAUCAGGCACAAGUGGGCGCCGCUCUUAGACCCGCUUUUUCGGCCGACACUCCAUCGCAUGUGACGGCUAUGGCCUGUCAGGUAUGCAGCGCUUGGAUCGGAAGCGGUGUCGCCCGCGAUCUCAAUGAUUUGCGUCGUGUGAACCAACUGUUGGUCUCGUCAUUGGCUAAACUCCAGAAGGAUUCCAGUUCUCGGCUCUACAACGAAAGCGCCUCUACUAUUGAAAAGUUGGCUAUUCUUAAGGCUUGGGCUGAAGUCUAUGUCGUGUCAAUGGCUCAUAAUGUGACCAAUUCUGAAACGAUUAGCGCCGAAAACGACAAGGAUUUGGCCACCGAUGCGGCGAAUGAGAGUUUACUUGAAUUGGUUGCGCCUGAGUUGCCAUCCCUGAGCCGUCACUGGUUGAACGCGUUGAAAGAUCACGCGCUGCUAACCCUUCCGGCAGAGUUCUCCAGCCAAUUGCCUCACGACGGCGGAGCCUUCUAUACGUCGGACACCAUUGAGAUUGCGAGACCUCGUUAUAGGGCGUCGUGGCCUCCGAUACUACACGCGGCCGCCCUCUGGCUCUGCAGUAAUGGCUUCGAAGUGAGCGCCGAAUCGAGCGCUUCCUCUGCUGAAGAGCGCUUUCAUCUGCUGUUUGGCAUUUGUAUGGAGGCGUUGUGUAACCCCAAGUCGACCGAACCAUUGUCUUUCAUUGUGGUCUGUCUGAAGUCACUCCAGCAGCUCAUGUGUCAUCCCUUUCCCCAAUCAUUGCUGGGAAAGGAUAAACAGUUAUCCAUAGAGUUGUGUAAUGUAUUGCAUCGACUGCUACUGACCCGCGAGACGCCUGAAUGUCAGAUAUUGAUCCUCAAUAUCGUCCAAAUUGUCACUCAUUCGCAGCUCAAGUAUUUGGAUAACGAGAAAAAACGACUGCUUCGGGAGUUAGCGCCGGCCAAUCAGGAACCGGAAGACAGUGAUAAAGCAUUGGCCACUUUGGGUGAGGGCGGAGAGUCGGGUGAUAUCAUUCCCGGCCAGUCUCUGGUCUACGCUUUGCUCGAAGUGUGUUUGUGUGUAUUAGUCCGACAACUGCCGCAAUUGAGUCCAUUGCUCGCCAAUACUCCCGGUUUGGCGCUAACCGUCCCGAAGAGUAGUUUCCGAUUGACGGAAGAGUCGGCCGCACUGAUUGGUCGAGCUCUUCAAAUACUAUGUGAUUUACCGCUGCUCUGUUCGCCAAAAGGAAGUACUGUUAUAUUGCCGUCAAUACUGUAUUUAGUGACAGGAGUUCUGCGGGAGUCGUCGACCCAAAUGAAUGGCGUGUCCAUCGCCGACAGUCAGCCCGUGUCUACAGUUCUGAGUUGUCUUCGAUCGUUGAGCGCAUCCUCUUUGGCGAAGAACAGUAUCUGCGGCCAAAAGUGGACCGAAUUAUUACAAAGCACUUUAGCUGUGAUUCUCGACUUGUGUAAGACAAGUGAUUCGGACGAACCAAAACCCGAUGAGAUAACAACACUGUUAGCGGUCGGCAUAUUUAUAGUGAAAGCGCCAUCAGCUGUAGUGCAGGCGCCGAACCUUCAAUACCCAGCUAUUAAUCUGUUGAAACAAUCGCUUCAAAGCGACAAAAAACUCGUUCAGCUAAAGUGUAUUCAAACAAUACGAGCCAUAUUUGAACAGUCAAUGAGUGAAGUGUCCGUCCCAUACAUCCAUAUCCUGGCGCCGCGAAUGAUAGAACUGCUCAAUAAUUUGGUCAAAAAUGUCAAAACAAACGAUUUUGUCAGUCAAGUGGAGUGCGAAAUAGUCUUAGAGUUGUUCCAGACGCUGGAAGUACUCAUUGAAAUCGCACAAAACGAUAAAAAAGCCAACAUUUUGGUGAUAUAUCUGCCAUUAAUGGUAAACCUAUUAUCAGACGAUAACAUAAGUCGUGUGCGCGGUUAUCGGCGCGUUCUUCACAAUCACGCGCUCCAGAAGUUGACAUCAAUCGGACCGAAACAUCCGCAAGAGUUCCGUCAAGUGAUCGGUUCUGUGCCGAAGUUCCGCAACAAUCUGGAGAACGCCAUUAGAAAUCAACAAAUAAGUGAAAACAGUGUACAAAAUGUGUCGCAAAACGUUUCCGUUCACAAAGAGAACCCAACCAUUAAAUUGAAAGUCGAUUUCAGUAAUUAUACCGAAAAUUUGAAUUAAAACAAUCGCUGAA
Messenger RNA from Medioppia subpectinata, 4459 nucleotides. Lineage: Eukaryota; Metazoa; Arthropoda; Arachnida; Sarcoptiformes; Oppiidae. The record is from the annotation of a GenBank genome assembly.